CCUGUCCGGCGUUCGCGUUCCACCCCCCUCUUUCCUUUCAGGUUGGUUCGGCCCCCGUCUACUCCGGGGUGGUGCUUAGCCGGCGCCAGACCGACCCUCGACUUCGGAGAGGCAGUGCUGUUCCUCUUGGUGCUUCCUCCUCACCUUCUUCGGCUUCUUCAGCCUCCUCGGCCUCCUUAUCCGCCACAGGAACCCGAGACCCCGGUGUAUGCCCCACCCCUGACCCCGCUAGAGAUAUGUCCACCCCGGCUCGGCGGCGCCUCAUGCGGGACUUCAAGAGGUUGCAGGAGGAUCCUCCAGCCGGAGUCAGCGGGGCUCCGUCCGAGAACAACAUAAUGGUUUGGAACGCGGUCAUUUUCGGGCCUGAAGGGACCCCGUUUGAGGAUGGAACAUUUAAGCUUACAAUAGAAUUCACUGAAGAAUAUCCGAAUAAACCACCUACAGUUAGAUUUGUUUCUAAGAUGUUUCAUCCAAAUGUCUAUGCAGAUGGUAGUAUAUGUCUGGAUAUACUUCAGAAUCGUUGGAGUCCAACUUAUGAUGUGUCUUCCAUUUUAACAUCUAUACAGUCUCUAUUGGAUGAACCCAAUCCCAAUAGUCCAGCAAACAGCCAGGCUGCUCAGCUGUACCAAGAGAACAAGCGGGAAUAUGAAAAGCGUGUUUCUGCAAUAGUAGAACAGAGCUGGCGUGAUUGUUGACCCUGGGUGCAGCAAAAGAGGCUGCCUAUCAGAAAAAAUAUAUAUUGAUGUGUUUGUCACCUUCCUAUUCUUCAGUGUCAUUACAUUGACUUUAUUAAAAGCAAAAUAGCUGUUGUGCUGUUUCCAUCUUCCCUUGCCAAGCUUUUCCUGCCCGUUCUACCUUCUCCUUGAACAUCAGAAAACACCCUCUAUGAAAUCAAAUGUACUGUACCUGGGUUACUUGCAAAAAUUACUAAUGCUUAAUUCCUUUUCUGUUGUAUCUCAUCUACAGUCAGUCUUAGGGCAGUUUUGUUACUGUGCUUUACACUAAGCUUUUAAAAUGAUGUUAUACAAGUGGUGCUUAUGCAUAGCUUGAUGACCAGGAUGUUAUUUUUAACAAAAUGAUUGCUGAAGUGUUUCAUCCUGGCUGGUCCUUCACUUGUGUUGGAUUUAGGAGUGAAUGUCUUUAUAAUAUGGCCUGUAGAAAACAGAAAUAAAUCCAUGUAAACAUCAAUUUUGAAAGAGGAAUGGAGACUAAAAAUCUUACAAUGCUAAGAUUUAAGCAAUAUGAAUUACAAGAUGGUAUUUACUGGUAGUCAGGAGAAUGUUGAAGGACUCAGCCAAAGGAGUACAGCAAUUGUAGUAACUGACACAUUCUCUCCUUGGGAGAUACUGACUGGACACACCUGUGCUGUGUCAAUACUUGUGUUCUGGGUUUUUGCUUUUUUUAAAGAGGUGUAGGAGCAGAGAAAUGGAAACAAUCAUCAGUUUUUGAGCUAGGGAAAGUUGGAGAUCCUUUAAUCUUUUUAAAGGAGCAGUGCUGCCCUAGAUGAACAAACUUAAUAAUCCUCAAUCUUUUUUUAAAAUUUUUGAUUAAUUUAAGGAAGGGAGCAUAUUUGUGACAAACUAUUUUCCACUCAAAUCCUGAGUUACUGCUGCAUGCUUUAGUUUUUUCUCUUUCAGCGUUAUGAGAACCUUAAAGCCGAUGUCUGGAAUCUUUCUUUGGAUAUUUAUACUUUUAAAUAUAUAAUACCUUUAAGUAGCAGUGUGGGACAAGGCUUGUAAAUGUCUAAUGUUCUAUUGUCACCUUUUAUGCAUUUAUCACUCUUCCAACUCUAACUUUGCACAAGUAACCCAUGUAAAAAAUGUACAUUUUUCAAAACUUGUAAAUAAAAAUAACCUUAAAAUUUCA
Messenger RNA from Microcebus murinus (gray mouse lemur), 1866 nucleotides. It is a transcript of the gene UBE2A, whose product is annotated as ubiquitin conjugating enzyme E2 A. Lineage: Eukaryota; Metazoa; Chordata; Mammalia; Primates; Cheirogaleidae. The record is from RefSeq and is a predicted model, not a curated record.